AUGGCCAUGGGGUAUAACAACCUCAAGGCUUUCACUGGUUACUUUUACAGGGACAAGGGUGCCCUUCCUCAGGGUGUAUGUGAGCCUAAGGCCCUUAAGAAGGCUACAGUCACUCUGCCACCUGGUGUUCAGGAGUGGGUUACUUUCAAUAUACUGGAACAUGACCCUGAAUCUGAUUGUGGUAAGAUCCUUGUUUUGUGGGGACGCUCAGAGACAGGGAAGUCAGCCCUGGCUUGUUCUUGGGGACAUCACAUUAGGUUCAGGCAGAACCUCAACUCUGAUGAGUUUAGUGACCAUCCUAUGGUUCAGUAUGCAGUGCUGGAUGAUAUGGAUUGGUCCAAGGUUCCAUUAAAGAUGUGGGUGCAGGAAGACUUCAACUUCUGCACUAGUUACAGAUCAGAGUGCCAUUGCCAAUGGGGGUGUUCUACUGUUAUUUGUUCCAAUUCUAAGCCUUCUGUCUUUGCUGAUUGUAGUUAUGCCACAGUUGAUGGCAAGAAUUGGAUUGACACCAAUUGCACCUUUGUGUAUAUUGGUGAUAAGUUGUAUUAG
Molecule: messenger RNA, 549 nt
Organism: Rhizoctonia solani
Lineage: Eukaryota; Fungi; Basidiomycota; Agaricomycetes; Cantharellales; Ceratobasidiaceae
Exons: 2
Coding region: 1-549 (182 amino acids)
Source: RefSeq, a predicted model, not a curated record